CCGCCGCCGGGGGGAUGCGGCUGCCGCCUCGGGCCGGUGUGUAGGGAGGGCGGGUCCCCGGCCUCGGGAGCGCGGCGCUGGAGGGACGGAGCGGCGGCCAUGGCGACCCCCGGCAACCUGGGGUCCUCGGUCCUGGCGAGCAAGACCAAGACCAAGAAGAAGCACUUCGUAGCGCAGAAAGUGAAGCUGUUUCGGGCCAGCGACCCGCUGCUCAGCGUCCUGAUGUGGGGGGUAAACCACUCGAUCAAUGAACUGAGCCAUGUUCAAAUCCCUGUUAUGUUGAUGCCAGAUGACUUCAAAGCCUAUUCAAAGAUAAAGGUGGACAAUCACCUUUUUAACAAAGAAAACAUGCCGAGCCAUUUCAAGUUUAAGGAAUACUGCCCAAUGGUUUUUCGUAAUCUGCGGGAGAGGUUUGGAAUCGAUGAUCAAGAUUUCCAGAAUUCCUUGACCAGAAGCGCGCCCCUUCCCAACGACUCCCAGGCACGCAGUGGAGCUCGCUUUCACACUUCCUAUGACAAGAGAUACGUCAUCAAGACCAUCACCAGUGAAGAUGUGGCUGAAAUGCACAACAUCCUGAAGAAAUACCACCAGUAUAUAGUGGAAUGUCACGGGAUCACCCUUCUCCCCCAAUUCUUGGGCAUGUACCGGCUUAAUGUCGACGGAGUUGAAAUAUAUGUGAUUGUUACAAGGAAUGUGUUCAGCCACCGUUUGUCUGUAUAUAGGAAAUAUGACUUAAAGGGCUCUACAGUGGCUAGAGAAGCUAGUGACAAAGAAAAGGCCAAAGAACUGCCAACUUUAAAGGAUAAUGAUUUCAUUAAUGAGGGCCAAAAGAUCUAUAUUGAUGACAACAAGAAGAAGGUAUUCCUGGAAAAACUGAAAAAGGAUGUUGAGUUUCUUGCCCAGCUCAAGCUCAUGGACUACAGCCUGUUGGUGGGAAUUCAUGAUGUGGAGAGGGCCGAGCAGGACGAGGUGGAGUGUGAAGAGCACGACGGGGAGGAGGAGGGGGAGAGUGACGGCACCCAUCCCGUGGGCACCCCUCCCGACAGUCCCGGGAACACGCUCAACAGCUCGCCACCUUUGGCUCCGGGGGAGUUCGACCCGAACAUUGAUGUUUAUGGAAUUAAAUGCCAUGAAAACUCUCCUAGGAAAGAGGUGUAUUUCAUGGCGAUUAUUGACAUUCUUACUCAUUAUGAUGCAAAAAAGAAAGCUGCCCACGCUGCAAAAACUGUUAAACAUGGCGCUGGAGCAGAGAUCUCGACCGUGAACCCUGAACAGUAUUCAAAGCGCUUUUUGGACUUUAUUGGCCACAUUUUGACGUAACCUCCCGCACAGCCUUGGACGGACAGGAGCAUGGGAAGGACAGAGGUGGCUUUGGUGUAGGAAAAGUGAAAACCAAACUCAAUGCAGCACUCAUCUUGCAGGAAGCAAACCUCCUUGUUUACAUCUUCAGGCCAAGAUGACUGAUUUGGGGGCUACGCGCUUUUAACAGCUACCUGAUAUUUCCCAGCAUCGUUCUAGCUAUUUCUGACGUGUGUGUAUGUGAGCGUGUGCGCGUGCGUGCACAUUUUAAAAUAAUUAAUAGUUAAUUAAAACUGAUCAGCUUCGGUCAGAAUGUGUUAUGACAGGAACCCUCUGAUUCCAGCUGUGGCCGAAUGAAUGAAUGAAUGAGUGAGCAUAUGUUGGGGUGGGGGAGGAGGAGUUGCAUGUCAGAGCGGCCACUAGGCAUCACACGAUAAACUGUGGAUCAGUUUAUUUUUUUGAGUUGAAAGAUGUGAGACAGUAUUCAUAAUAAUAAUGAAGAUAAUAAUAAUGAAGAUAAUAAUAAUGAUGAUGAUUAAAAGGAAAAAACUUAACUGCGAAUGUCACACUUCCACCCUGCACGCAGACACUCCUUCGUACUUGUAACCGAGCCCCCGGCAAUGGACGGAAGAAUGCUGGCGUCUGGGUGUGCACUGGUUCAGGCUUCUGUCGCCACACAGUGUCAGGAUCCUAGGUGUCCCCGAAUAGCCACCCCUCCUCCAACAAGGAGUUGAAGCCCCAGUGACUCUGUCUGUACAUUUUCACCUCAGUAAAUAUGUCCAGGAAAACUGCUUACUUCUCUUUUCUUGCCUGGAGCCUCUUCAUUGUCACCCUUACAUUGCAGUAUAGGAAUUAAUGCUACAAAAUAAAAAUAAAGCUUACCUGAAAAGUGCAUAGUUUGGGGCAAUGGUCUCUACAUCUCCCACUGUGGGACAAAGCGUUAAAACUCAAUUCUGUUACUGAAUGCAAAUCUGAGUUAUAAGAUGUUUAUGUUUGACCACUGUUUCAACAGUGGUGUUUUCUUAGAAUUGUCCCUUUAACUGAAACUUUCAGUUUUACUGUUUACAUUAUUAGGAAAACAGGGAUAUUUUUGAAUCUAAAAAUUUAAUGUACAGCAUGUGAUUUUUGAAGUUUACAUGUAAAGUCAUUUUACAGUAUAGGUAAAAUAAUGUUUGUCAUAUUUUGAGAUGUAUCCUGCAGUCAUGUUUUCAAAUGAAAAUGUUUUAUUCAAAGUAUAUGAUAGACAGUCUGUUACAAUAAAGGGGAAAGGAUUGUUCAGUUUCCUCUAGAUGUACAUUUAUCAACCUAAUGAUUUUUUUAAAAAGAGAUUUAACCCAAAUCUAGUUAUGUAAGUUCAUUGCCCUAAACUGUGCUGAUUGUGUUUAAUCAGGUUAUAAAUUUCAAACAUCGAUCAUGUAUUUACCCACCUUCCUGCAUUUUCUGAAAGGCGUCAAGCUAAAAUAUUAGACAUGCUUAGAGUAGAUUAUCAACUUACACGCUGCGCUGAAGCUGUGCCUUUGAAGUACUUUGUUUAAAACAUGAGAUGAUUUUUGUAGGCAGUCUUAGUAAAGGAAAAAAAAAAAACCCACCCUUCGGUAACUACUUAGAACUCAACAAAUCCCCCUGCCAUACUGCCUUUUCCAGUAACUUUACUUCAGGGCUACCCAGAUUGCAAUUGUGCCCAAGGUGUGUGGGUUCACUUCUCGGUAUCUUUGUAAAUCAGGAGCACCGCCAUCCCUACUACUAUCCACUGACUUUACAUGGAUUUGUUAUCUUCAACAGAUGAUAUUAACACCUCUGUAACAUAGCUGUACAAAUCUGUAUUCGAUGUGUUAAAAUUAACCAACACUGUGAUUUGGUUCCCCACCACCACCACCACUAACUCUGGCAGUAGGUCAGUUUCAGUCUUCUGAAGUUUACUAUGGUUCCUUCCAUUCAAGACUGCAGACUAGAGACCCUGAAGUGAAAACAAGGUACACAUACAUUAUUUUAGUAACUCUUUCCUUUGUGGCCAAUCUGUGUAUGCUUUUAGAAGUUUACAAACUGCUUUAUUUUUGUCUGUAACAGUCUGUCACUCAUUUCUGUUGAUAAACUCUGGACAGAACGAGGAAGUUUGCCUUGUAUCUUCUAGUGCUAACAAUACACUCCAGUCGUGAG
This is a messenger RNA of Cynocephalus volans (Philippine flying lemur), 3456 nucleotides long. It is a transcript of the gene PIP4K2A, whose product is annotated as phosphatidylinositol-5-phosphate 4-kinase type 2 alpha. NCBI's taxonomy places the organism in Eukaryota, Metazoa, Chordata, Mammalia, Dermoptera, Cynocephalidae. Gene Ontology annotation, cellular component: plasma membrane. Gene Ontology annotation, biological process: phosphatidylinositol phosphate biosynthetic process. Gene Ontology annotation, molecular function: 1-phosphatidylinositol-4-phosphate 5-kinase activity; 1-phosphatidylinositol-5-phosphate 4-kinase activity. The record is from RefSeq and is a predicted model, not a curated record. Bases 100 to 1320 code for a protein of 406 amino acids. The transcript has 10 exons.